Messenger RNA from Hemiscyllium ocellatum (epaulette shark), 3165 nucleotides. Its product is annotated as probable helicase with zinc finger domain. Gene Ontology annotation, cellular component: cytosol; P granule. NCBI's taxonomy places the organism in Eukaryota, Metazoa, Chordata, Chondrichthyes, Orectolobiformes, Hemiscylliidae. Gene Ontology annotation, biological process: regulatory ncRNA-mediated post-transcriptional gene silencing. The record is from RefSeq and is a predicted model, not a curated record. Gene Ontology annotation, molecular function: metal ion binding; helicase activity. The transcript has 21 exons. Bases 1 to 3165 code for a protein of 1054 amino acids.
AUGAUUCUAGAGGGAAAACUGAAGGAUGUUUAUGAUGCUUUGUGCGAUUGUAAGACUACGGACUGUAUGAAUGGAACCUCCUUAAACCAUCUGAGACGGUUACUUCACUUGCUGACGGAGUUGCAGGCAGCAACUAAUGAUGCUCUCUUUUCAUCAGAGCAAGAUGCCAAAGAAAAUGAUUGUCGAUGGAAGUUCCGUCCACCCCCACGAGGAAUUAUUGGAAUUGAUGAGUAUUCCUUGUGUUGCCAAUAUUUGGAAUGUGGAGCAUGCCAUUUUGAAGAUUUCUGUGUUUUUGCUCAUUCUGACUCUGAGUUGCUAGAAUGGAGAGAGCGACACGCUUACAGGCAACUUCAUUAUCAACAACAAAGGGAGCAACUUCAACACGGUGGCAAUUAUAGUGAAAGAUUGAUUGAAAAAUGGAUUAACAGUCCAAGUCCAGAAAGAGUGGUGAGUGGGUCUGUUGAAGGUGUGAGAGUGGAAUGUGCUCAGGAAUUGAAUCAGGUCUCUGACAGCAGAAAGUAUGACUUUUCGUGGACAUUUGCUUUUACUUGUGAUCCUCCACGGUUACUCGAUCAUGUUGCGUUUCUGAUUAAUGCCUACACACCAUGUUUCCACAUUGCAUCCAUUGCUGCUGGUGACUCAGAUAGUCUCCAUCCAUAUUCUAUAUCAACCAAAUGUCAAGAGUGGAGUCAACACUUGAGUGGUCAGAAUAGGAUGGAGGAACGUGUUUACGAAAUUGUAGUCAAAUUUUCUGUAGAAGUCUUUGGAAAUUUUCAGCAAACCAUAUUUUUUGACUUCGGAUCUGAGCCAGUUUUGAUGCAGACAGUUACAGUGUCUACACUGUCAGAUCAAGGUACAGAAGCAUUGCUACUGCAUCAGCAGCAAUCCCUUACAACAUCACAACGUUGGGAUUCAACGUGCAAGCAAGUGGUUGAUUUUCGACCUCAAGAGCAGUCUGAUCUUGACCUGACACUACUAGUGACCUAUCAAAUUCCUGCUGCUGCCGACCAGUUGUUCACCCGGUCAGUUUUGGACAAAGCUUUGAACCGACACAACUAUCAUUCUCGCUUUCAUGACCUUCUUUACAUUGAGGAAAAUGCACAAAAUAAAGAGAUAAGCAAGUUUAAUGUCAAAGCAAAUUUGCACAUAACGACAUCGUAUGUGGUUCCUGGCAAUCAUGGUGCUGCUCGGCAUGUUCAGAAUGGUCAACUAUUUGCUUGUGUUUUGUUGAAUGAUACUGUGAUAACCAAAGACACUGCUGUGGGAAGACUGGUAAUGGAAAAAGUCACGAGUGUUCUGCUGAUCCCACUCAGCAAAAAAAAGGGUCUUGGAUCAAAUCAGGGAAAUAAAGAAAAAGUGUACGAAGUCCUUGUGGAAGAUCGGUCCAGGGAGUGUAUGUUGCUGAGGCUUUCCAAAGAGUGCUGUGAGGAUCUGAAGCUUCGACCAGAGAGAGACAUAGAGGUGGAGCUUCAGUUUCAGUUGAACCGUUUGUCUCUCUGUGAGAUGCACCUAGCAUUGGAUAAUCUGAAAGACUGCAGCCUGGUGUCCCCAGAUGUUUCUUCUCUUCUAACACUUGAUUUGCCAGAUAGGGACUGGGAAAAGCAGCUGGACCCUAGGCUAAACUCCAAACAGAGGAAAGCAGCUAGUAUUAUUACAGCUCCCAUAUUGUUCAGUCUACCACCGAUUCUUCUGACUGGGCCGUGUGGCACUGGGAAAACCUUCACUUUGGCACAUGCAGUCAAACAAUUGGUGAAAGACCCUGACAAAAGUCUCAGGAUUCUGUUCUGUACUCAUUCCGAUACUGCAGCAGACAACUUUAUAAAGGACUACCUCGUUCCUAUGUUUGAAAAUGAUGCCAGUAAUCUUACACUUCUCAGAAUCUAUCACAAAACCAAAAAUGUGAAAACUGUGCAUCCCACAGUACAGCGGUAUUGUCUACUUGCUCGGAACCAGUCUGCAUUCCUGCUGCCAAGGAAAGAAGACAUACUCAAGUGUCAGGUGGUUGUGGCAACUGUGAGUUCAUCAAAAUACCUCUGUUGUGCUGACCUCCAACAUGGCUACUUCACACACAUUUUAGUGGAUGAUUCUUCUCGAGCUAUUGAAUGUGAAUCCAUUAUGGCGCUUGGGUUGGCUGAUAAAACCACUAGAAUAGUCCUGGCUGGAGAUCCUAUGCAGCUCAAUCCUGUCGUUUAUAGUGAAUUUGCUCGGGAGCGAAACCUCCAUAUUUCUUUGAUCAAACGCUUAUCACAGCUCUAUCCACCUGAUUCCUGCUAUCAUAUAUCACUAGAAGAACAGUACAGAUCACAUGAAGUCAUCAUCAGUCUUGCAUCUGAACUAUUCUACAAAGGAGGCCUUACGGCUAACAGCAAACAGCCAAUUCACAAAGAUUUUUAUCCCCUCAUGUUUUGUGUGGCCUGGGGAGCAGACGUACAAGACAAAAUCAGUACCAGCUAUUACAACUGUUCUGAGGUUUUGGAAAUAGCUGAGCAAGUGGAAGAAUUGCAGAAAAGAUGGCCAGUGGCCUGGGGGAAGCUGGAUGAAAAUAGCAUAGGAGUUGUGACGCCAUAUGCCAAUCAAGUCAUGCGAAUCCGUGCAGAGAUGCAGAAAAAGAAACUUAAUGACGUCACUGUUGAACAGGUUUUGAACAUACAAGGUAAACAAUUCCGAGUCCUGUUUCUAAGCACAGUCAGAACACGGCACACCUACAAAGACCCACCAGCAUCAGUGAGACGAAGAGAUGCUCAGCUUGAAGAGUCCGCUGAAGAUUUGGAGUAUGGAUUCUUUUCUAGUUAUAGGAUGCUGAAUACCAUUCUCACUAGGACACAGUCCCUUGUGGUUGUGGUUGGAGAUCCAGUAGCUCUCUGUUCCAUUGGCAAAUGUCGGAAAAUUUGGGAGCAUUUCAUCUUCGUUUGUCACAAAAAUGGAAGCCUCCAUGGAACCACCUUACAUGAGAUUAAGACACAGCUUGACAACUUGGAACUCAGCAGAGGAUGUGUGCUCAACCCCCUGGCUCCUGAAUUCAUCCCUCGAACCAUUCCAAAUUUUACAGCUUUUUCUGGCAGACUCCAGGCGUCACCAGCAAAGACUUGUUCUCAGGUAACCUGGUUGGGAUACCAGAACAGAUUAGCAUUAGACCCGAGGAAGGCUUUCACCUGGUCCUUAUAA